UUAGCUGGACAGGAGACGUGGCAGCAAGAGACUUGAGUGCAUGAAAAGGAGUUUUGUCCAACUGCAAUGUGGCCUAUUACACCUGUGUGGCUUCUAGAAACGUUGGUGGUCGGUUUGAAACUACUGAAACAAUUAAAAGUUCAGUUGGUGAGUGAGUUUUAUGGGCACGAGGAAUUCAUAGUAAGAUGGAUUAAUAGAAAAGAGGAGACGGUCAUGACCGAGUUUAAUAAAUAGGACAGUAAUCUGAACAUCAUAGCGAAGCAUCCAACCAGUGUUUGUGUAUCAGGUACCAGACACUGUAUUUGCUUGUUAGUUGCUGGAAAUGUGUUUCAGAGAGAAAGGACAUGACGGGAGACAUUAGAAAGAGUUGAGCUAAGAGGAGCAAGAGUAAAGUCAAAGUGGACAAGAUAGAAGAUGAUUAGUCAGAACACCAAACAACAAACUGAUGAGAUUUUAAAAAACGGCCAUGCUGGACGAUGUAGGAGUUAGUUAACUCCAGGAGAUGGCAGUAUUGCAACAUCAAGGAUGCAAACUGCCGUUAAACCCCAAAGAAAAACAACAAGAAGAAGACGCUUUACUGCGACGUCAUCAAACGGCGACCGUGUUGUGUCAACACAAACCGAAGCUAACAGCGAAGAGUGAAGUUUGGACCUCCACUCCUCUCGCCUUCAACGUUGUCAAGUGUUUGGCUCUGCAGAACUCGAUGAGAAGCAGCUUUCUGCCAGUGCUGUUUCAUACGUGCUGCUGCUGCUGCCAGGAUGGGCCAGCAGCUCUCAGGUCAGUCGGUGAUGACCCGUCUGCCUGAGAAGCUGGUGAAACACGCCGGACUGGUGCGUGACAGCGGCUACCUGACCUACGAGGAGUUUCUGGCCAGGGUGUCCGAACUCAACGACGUAACGGCCAAGCUUGCUACUGGACAGCAGAAGCACCUGCUGUUUGAGGUGCAGCCAGGAUCCGAUGCCACGGCCUUGUGGAAGGUGGCUGUGAGGGUCCUCUGCACCAAGAUCAACAAAGAGAGCGGUACGAUGGAAGCGUCGCGCAUCAUGAACCUGUACCAGUUCAUCCAGCUGUACCGUGACAUCACCAGCCAGGCCGCCGAGGUGCUGUCUGCAGAGGGUGCCACCGAAGGCCCGUCGGCCCAGCUGUCCUCCACCGACUCCUGCCAGGCCAGCAUGUGGAUGGGCAGAGUGAAGCAGCUGACGGAUGAGGAGGAGUGCUGCAUCUGUAUGGACGGAAAGGCCGACCUCAUUCUGCCCUGUGCACACAGCUUCUGCCAGAAGUGCAUUGAUAAAUGGAGCGGGCGGAGCCGAAACUGUCCCAUAUGUCGCCUGCAAGUGACCGCUGCCAAUGAAUCGUGGGUAAUGUCUGAUUUCCCCACAGAGGACGACAUAGCCGGCUACAUCCUCAACUUGGCGGAUGAGGCGGGUCACCCGCACAGGCCUUAACACACAGCACACUGAGCCAAUGAGGUGACAGGAGGAGUCGACUCGCACCAAGUACACACGGACAUGUUGCAACACAAAAUGUCCCUUUCACCGAGGAGGAGAUUUGUCUUAAUAAAAGCUAACGACACAGACGAAACCAGCAGGGUUUCCUCCUCCUUUUGUUCCUCGCGACAGGUUUGGAAAAUUAAACCUUUGUCUCUUUUAAGUCCUUACAAAAAAUAUUCCAGGAUGCUCUUUGUAACCCACGUAUUGUAGAUGUGGUGCUUUAUGGGAAAUGUGUGUGAUAAUACGUAAAAAAUCCUGUAUUUGUGGUAUGUUAUAAUAAAUUAUAAUCUAUUAAGUUAACACACAUCAACCAAAAGUACAGGUCUUACAGUAUUUUUUGGGUUUAAUCAACAUGGGUGAGGAAGACUUUAUGAUAUGAACCCUUUCAUGUUGAUGUGACAGAAGCUGAGACAAAGGAGGUCGGCCCUCAGAAUCACAGAGGGCUGGUGAGUCUGACUCUGAUAUUCAUAGUUGUGAAAUUCAAAUAAAUAGUAAAAAAAAUGAGCUUAUUCACUUUCUUUUGGAUCGUUAGAUGAGAAGAUUGUUGUGAGAGGCAUCGAUCGUCUCAUCUCGCUCUCCGGCAGAAAGUGAAUUUGUUCCCCAAAAUGUUCUAACGCACUCGGAGUUUCUGGUCAGACUGUAAAACCAACUUUAUUUCCCACCAGUGAAGCUGUUCUGUGGUCUGUGCGACGUAACCCCGCAUGUUUAUACCCUACAUGACACACCUUACGUUACGUGAACCUGUGAUGAACGGACGCUCUGAUCCCGUUCAGGACAUACGACUCAUUCUUCUGAGUGUACAUAACUAAAGAGUUUGAUAUGAUUUUAAACUACUUUGCUUGCUGUGGUGUCUUUUUCGCUGUCGGAAAUAACCACGAUUUUGUCACCUAUGCUUUUCUCAUCUUUUUACUUUGUAUAUAUUUGUAUUAAGGUUUAUUUUAAUGUGAUUGCUGUAGAAGUACUGUAGUUUACAUAACCCGGUCUCUUGUCAUGCAUGUGGUUGAAGAUAACUGAUUUAUUGAGAUGAGCAGCUUUCCAGUUACAAAUGAACUCUUGUAUAAUUAAAGUUAUGUUGAAUUUAAGAAGUUUUAUUUUGAAUAAGUAUUUCACAUAAAUCAUCCACAGCACCUUUCAGUUGAGAGACCGCUGGUUGUGGUUUAUGAGAACUGAAAUAUAAGACGUUAUUUAAAGUUGUAAAAGUAUAGAAAGCUAAUUCAGCAUUUUGUUGUGUGACAUUCAGCGAGUUCAUCAGUUUCAUAUUUAGCUAAUUUUAACAGAUUCUUCCAAAUAUGAGACGAUGACCUCAGUUCUUCAACACUAACGUAAUGAAAGCUGUUUCACUUUGCAGAGUAGAUGUUUCCUUAAUAGAUGUGUGGUUCCUCUUCAUUUAUAACAGACCAUAAACAUGUGAACUUUAAGUUGACCAGAAGUAACUUUUGGUUGUCGAAGCUGAAAAAUUGCACUUUGUAACCUCACUGUAGCUUUCUCUCUCUCUCUCUCUCUCUCUCUCUCUCUCUCUCUCUCUCUCUCUGUGUUUGUGCUGCAACAACGGAGGAUGAGAUAUGAUCUGACAUUGUAAUCCUUUUACAGCAGUACAACAACAAAUAUGCAGCAGCAGGAGAUGUUCAAAACGUAUAAACUAAGUUGUAAGAAUGAGAUGAACUUCCAGAGUAGAUUAAAAACAUUUGAUCCCACAGAUGUACGUUGUGUGUGAAUCUGCUGAAUGGAAGGUGUAUUCAGAUUGAAUUGAUUCAUACUGUAUUGUAUUAUCCUUAAUAAAGAGAUACUCACUUUUU
This is a messenger RNA of Anarrhichthys ocellatus (wolf-eel), 3286 nucleotides long. It is a transcript of the gene rnf141, whose product is annotated as ring finger protein 141. The record is from RefSeq and is a predicted model, not a curated record. The transcript has 6 exons. Gene Ontology annotation, biological process: protein autoubiquitination. Gene Ontology annotation, molecular function: ubiquitin-protein transferase activity. The coding region runs from base 759 to 1445 and encodes 228 amino acids. Lineage: Eukaryota; Metazoa; Chordata; Actinopteri; Perciformes; Anarhichadidae.